This is a messenger RNA of Psammomys obesus (fat sand rat), 3702 nucleotides long. RefSeq names its product tetraspanin 18 (gene Tspan18). Lineage: Eukaryota; Metazoa; Chordata; Mammalia; Rodentia; Muridae. Bases 415 to 1161 code for a protein of 248 amino acids. Gene Ontology annotation, cellular component: membrane. The transcript is spliced from 10 exons. The record is from RefSeq and is a predicted model, not a curated record.
GCGGGCGAGCGGCUGCAGCUGCCGCCGGCGUCUCGGGGGCUACAGGCUGCAGGCGGACACAGCGCCGCGCGAUUCCGAAGCCCAGCCGCGCCAGGCCGUCCGGUCCCGGCCCUCGGCGGGGGUCGCCGCUCCUCGUCUCCCUGACGCCUGGCCCAGCGCCACGGUGCAGGAUUGCCGGCGCCCAGCAAGUUGGGAGCGCACUCCGCGCCCGGGGAAACUUUCCCCCUGGCUGGAUCUCCGUCAGAGCUGCCUGGAGCCAUCAUCUGGAGACUUCAAGGGAAUCUCAGAUCCUUCCCAGAAAGGAAGAGGACAGCUGGAAGAGGACAAGCUGAGCUGCUGGGAGACACACCUGAGCCCCUCUGACUACAAGACUUCAUCCUGCUUACGCCUGGAGAGCUGCCCAGGUGGAUCACCAUGGAGGGCGACUGUCUGAGCUGCAUGAAGUAUCUGAUGUUUGUUUUCAAUUUCUUCGUAUUUCUGGGAGGAGCCUGCCUGCUGGGCGUUGGCAUCUGGGUUCUUGUGGAUCCCACUGGCUUCCGGGAGAUCGUGGCUACCAACCCCCUGCUGACCACCGGCGCCUACAUCGUCCUGGCCAUGGGUGGUCUGCUGUUUCUUCUAGGCUUCCUGGGCUGCUGUGGCGCUGUCCGAGAGAACAGGUGUCUGCUGCUAUUUUUUUUCCUGUUUAUCCUGAUCAUUUUCCUGGUAGAGCUCUCAGCAGCCAUCCUGGCCUUCAUCUUCAGGGAACAUCUCACACGUGAGUUCUUCACUAAGGAGCUUACCAAGCACUACCAGGGCAACAACGACACGGAUGUGUUCUCUGCCACCUGGAAUUCAGUCAUGAUCACAUUUGGCUGUUGUGGGGUUAAUGGACCUGAAGACUUCAAGCUGGCCUCGGUGUUUCGGCUGCUGACGCUGGACAGUGAGGAGGUGCCCAAGGCCUGCUGUCGGAGGGAACCCCAGACUCGGGAUGGGGUGCUGCUGAGCAGGGAGGAGUGCCAGCUGGGGAGAAAUCCGUUCAUAAACAAGCAGGGCUGUUACACAGUGAUCCUCAACACCUUCGAAACCUAUGUCUACCUGGCUGGAGCCUUUGCCAUUGGGGUACUAGCUAUUGAGCUCUUCCUCAUGAUCUUUGCCAUGUGCCUCUUCCGGGGCAUCCAGUAGGCCAUGCCCUGAAGACGCCCAGAGCCCACCACUGCCCAGCAGCCAGCCCCCUCCCUUCCAUGUCCUCUGGCCCCAGGGGAGGAGGCAAGGCCAGCCCAGAUGGCCAGGAGCCUAGAAUCAAUUUUAAAACAAAAACAAGACAGCCAUGAACUGAAAAGGCCUCACUUCGGCUCUAAGGCAAGGGCCACGGGCUCAACAAGGACCUAGGGCUGGCCUGGGACUGAAGGAUUAUCAGCCUCAGAACCCCUUGGCUCCAUCAGACUGGAGUGUCCCAGACCGGGGUCCCCACUCUUAGCAUUUCCAGAAUCUGAGCAAGCAGGAGGCAGGAACACACCCUGGAGGAAGAGCCAAAGCCCAGGCUCCAAGGAGACGCACUUUCACCACCCAGGGUCAGACUCUGCAGUACCACCUGCCGGAGGGUGGCUGUGUGUGGACACUGGAUCUGAAGGUGGCUGCCUUUCAUUUUCUCAUCUCUUGGAUCAAAGCCUCUUCACUGCCCCAGGAAAGGGCAGUCGGCCUGUUCACAGCCACAUGGCAUGUUCAUGACAAGGUUCAUCUCCAGGCUGCUGGAGCCAGGACUGCAUCCAAUGUAAACUGGCCAGGAACUGCUCGCACCAAGUUCUACAGCUGAGAAAAGUCCGUACUGUGUUCACUCUGUCCUGUUUAUACCUCUGGCAUAGAUCCUACUGUCAUUCAUCAGCUGUCCUUGUGGGUCACACCCUCUCCUGAUUUUCCCUGGAAGACGACCCCCCCCCCAUCAUUCAUUUCUUUCUACCCAGAGCUGAGGCUUGAAAGUGUUCUUCAAGGUCCCUGCCGAGAAUUGACCCCUUGCAUACCUCCAUAUAUGGAGCUCACUACCUCCCAAUGCAGCCUCCUGCCUUCAGAUGCUCUAAUGUCACUCUCACCUCAACAGACAAAAGGGGUUUCCAUUUUCCUGUGCUUCUGUCCACAUGUCCCCUUCACGCUCUCUCCUUCCUAGAGGUUAAGGUAAUGCCUUUUGUCUGCAGAUUUAAGAACCCCACAGGAGCUCAGCCAAUUUUACCAUGAUACACAUUCUGUCCUUUUGCUGUCCAUAUGACAUUUUGUUAUUCUCUCUAGCCUCUGCUGUUUUCCCAGACUCAGAUUCACAGGCUCACAACCAACCAACCAACACACAUACACACACACACACACACACACACACACACACACACACACAGAGAGAGAGAGAGAGAGAGAGAGAGAGAGAGACUCAGACUAGGUUAGCAACUAUUUAUAAGGACCAUGAUGAAUCCAUUAGUGUUGUCUGUCAGGAUCUCAAGUUUGAUUAAUUAUGUCUGCCAUGGGCACAGCAGGGUAGCAGUGGUAGAAGGAAGAGCUUGGUGUCUGCUCUCCUCUCUGAUGGAAGAGCCUGAUCUAACUUCAGCUUCCUUCUAUCUGCCUGCCUCCUGGGAGUCAUAGCCAUAGCCUGGAGCCAAGGAUUCCCUGCUUCUCUGUGCUGUUAUCUGGGUUCAAGGGGAUCCUCCUCCCAUUUCUUUCCUCUCUUCAUGUUGUCCUUACCCAUCCUGGCCUUCAUAAGGGUCUCUGAGCAUCACUCUCCCAAGUUGUUUUUAUGACAGCUUUUUUGGCAUCCCCAUAAAUGAAGUCAUGAGCUCCCCAGAGGCUGAGUCUCUAGGCUGGGGGCCCCCACUGCUGGCUGCCAGCCCAGACUAAGAGGACCCAGGCUCUGACUCAGAACCCACAACAUACUGAACUCCAACAGCAUAGGAAGGUGAAUGAUUCAGCUGAGGUUUACUGGAAGCUCAUGGCCAGGCUGAGGACAGAGCCCCACGACAGGGGCUGCUGCCUAGAGCUAUCCCAGACUUCCAGAGACAGGCAGGGCUGAGAAGGUGGUAUGUAGCCCAGGCAAUUCCAGGGUAGAUGAGAGACCAGGAAAACUUUCCAUAUACAUGUUGAAGAGCUCCAAGGUAGCGCAGAUUCAACCCAGCUGUGGAUGCAACUCCUCAGACAGUGCCCUCAUGGGACCAGAGGCAGACAGUCUUCACCAUCUCAGGUUGCUAGUAGCCAUCAACUGAGCUGAUUGAGGUCACCAUACUGGGGCGUGGUGGGCUGCUCUGUGUACUCCCAGGGGAGGAGACGGGACCCUCCUCUUCUUACCAUAGGACCAACAGCCUCAUCUGAGAUGCCCUGUGACCCUCACCCAAUAGUGAGCAGAAUAGCCCCUACCUGUCCAGAGCCACCUGCCUAAGGGACAGCAGCAUUCUACAGGCAGGGAGUUAAGACUGGGUCUGUGGCCCAUGCCCCAGCACCCUGUCCUAAGCCCCUGCCUACCCAGGUUCUGAGCCUAGCACCACCACCCCAGGAUAUCUCUCUCUCUCUCAUACACACACACACACACACACACACACACACACACACACACACACACCCAUAUGUUAAAGUCUAUUUUGGAAUCUGUAAAUGUCCCUUGCAGUAGGAAACAGAGCUAAUUUAUCAUUGUAUCACCCAUGUCCGCCAUUUUUAUAUUCUAUAUCAAGAGAAAUUUUGUAAUAUAAAACAGGA